Molecule: messenger RNA, 1716 nt
Organism: Fusarium musae
Lineage: Eukaryota; Fungi; Ascomycota; Sordariomycetes; Hypocreales; Nectriaceae
Exons: 7
Coding region: 1-1716 (571 amino acids)
Biological process (GO): potassium ion import across plasma membrane; intracellular potassium ion homeostasis
Cellular component (GO): plasma membrane
Molecular function (GO): high-affinity potassium ion transmembrane transporter activity
Source: RefSeq, a predicted model, not a curated record
AUGGGCUUGAUAGCUAUCCCUAUUCUGUACCCUUACGGAAACAUGCCCGCCAUCGAUGCUUGGUUCUUUGGUGCCAGUGCGUCCACGGAAUCUGGCUUGAACACUAUCGACGUCAAGGAUCUCAAGACAUAUCAGCAGCUCUACAUUUACUUCAUCCCUAUCUUGACCAAUCUGGGCUUCAUAAAUAUUGUGGUAGUCAUCGUGCGCCUCUUUUGGUUCAAGAGGCACCUAAAGCGUCUUGCUCCUCAAAUGCUUGGCAACAGCACAGGCAUAACUGAUGUCGACAUUGAGAGUACUCACAAUGAACCGAAAGUCCUUGCUGAUACAACUGAGAACUCUGCUGAAGCCACUGAUGAGACGAAUGGUAAGGCUAAAGCGACAGAUGACCUCGUCGAAGAGGAUCCUACAGUUGCAAAUGAAGACAGGCGAGUUGCCCGUACCAUGACCAUCACCUUCGAUCCAUCCACCGAACAGCACAAGGAUGACGAUGCCCUCUACAUCCCUGGUCCGCGAGCUCGCGAUCGCGACGAUGCAAUCAAACCUGUACCCAGCAGAAAUCAGAAUGACGGAAGCUUCUCCAUGCGUCGCCGCCGACGCUUCAGCAGCGAUGACGGUCUAAAAGUCACAGCUUCCCGCUCCAUGGAUCGGGCUGCGGGCGUAGCAGCCUCCCUCCUGGUUUUGGGAUCACAGACCGCGCCUCAGCCACGGCCCAUCUCUUCAGACUCAAACCGACAGCCUGCCAUCAACGACGUCCCAUUCCUCUCACGGCAAGCUACCCUCGGACGGAACUCGCAGUUCAAGAACCUCACAUCCCAUGAUCGAGAGAUUCUCGGUGGUAUCGAGUAUAGAAGUCUGAAGCUGUUGCUGAAGAUCGUUGUGGUUUACUUCUUUGGUCUUCAUAUCUUUGGUGCGGUUUGUCUCGUCGGCUGGAUCCAUACUGCUGAUAAGCACUACGCGGAUAUCUUGCAGGCAAGUGCGCAGGAUAAGACUUGGUGGGGCAUCUACUCUGCUCAGACAAUGUAUGAUAACUUAGGUUUUACUCUCACACCGGACUCCAUGAUCUCAUUCCGCACUGCCAAGUGGCCCAUGAUCCUGAUGAGCUUCCUCGCAUUCGCUGGGAACACGCUCUAUCCCGUCUUUCUGCGCCUGAGCAUCUGGAUCAUGUCAAAGCUGGUACCAAGGACCUCACCUACACAAGAGUCCCUCGCAUUCUUGCUCACUUAUCCUCGUCGAUGCUACACGUUGCUCUUCCCCAGCGGCCCGACAUGGAUCCUCUUCGGUAUCAUCUUUGCUCUCAACUUCAUCGAUAUCCUUCUCAUAAUAAUUCUCGACCUCUCCAAUCCCGAAGUUUCUUCCCUUCCGCUUUCUCAACGCAUCCCAGCCGCUAUCUUCCAGGCUGCAUCAGCGCGCCAUACUGGUACCGCCAGCUUCAAUCUUGCAAACGUCAGUCCCGCUGUGCAGCUCAGCUUACUGAUAAUGAUGUACAUCGCCGUUUUUCCCAUCGCGAUCAGUAUUCGUGCAUCGAAUGCUUAUGAGGAAAAGUCCCUUGGUCUUUGGGAAGAAGAGAAGUCUCUGGACGAGAAGCACAGCAAAACUUAUCUCUUGACGCAUAUGAAGAACCAGCUUGGCUUCGACCUUUGGUAUAUCUUCUUGGGUACUUUUUGUAUCUGUAUUUCUGAGUCGACAAGGAUCGCAGAUGUCAACGAGCCUCGGUAA